Molecule: messenger RNA, 585 nt
Organism: Prunus armeniaca (apricot)
Lineage: Eukaryota; Viridiplantae; Streptophyta; Magnoliopsida; Rosales; Rosaceae
Source: the annotation of a GenBank genome assembly
AUGGUUGGAAGCAAACGCACUAGGAGCAAAACCGCCACGAUGGCUCAAUCCGUGACGGCCCGAAGCCACUCCACCCACGAUCCCACGAUCGACAUGGUGGCACCACCACCUCUCGCCACCGUGCCACCUACCGGACCCGCGGCCGGAUCUAGAAACCUCCGUGGCACCGCCGCUGAACAUGGUGGAACCUCCCAUCAAGGUGGGCUCGUUACCACCACUGACUUAGGCCCGGUCUUGGAGCAACUUCAAGCGUUCCCUUCAUUGCCUCCACGCUCGACGCACGCUCUCGGGUACACCUCCAAUGAAACCCUAGCACGUGUGCAAUUGGGCUCCACACGCUUCUCUCCUCCCAAUCCACAAAGUCAAGCAGAUUUCAACCUGAGAGUUGACCAGCUAGCUCAGAUAAUGGACGACCAAAACGCUCUUAUGAGGCAGCUCCUCAACCAAAUAAGCGUGGCUCAAAAUCUUGGCCUUCAACAACCAGCUAGCUCAAAUAAUGGACGUCCGUGCUCGCCUGGGCUCGCAGGGAAAUGUACUUCAAAGGCUCGGCUCCCAGGGAGGUCAAACUGGCAAUCGCCGCAAUGA